This is a messenger RNA of Mucor velutinosus, 531 nucleotides long. RefSeq lists its product as uncharacterized. NCBI's taxonomy places the organism in Eukaryota, Fungi, Mucoromycota, Mucoromycetes, Mucorales, Mucoraceae. Bases 1 to 531 code for a protein of 176 amino acids. Gene Ontology annotation, biological process: formation of translation preinitiation complex; translation reinitiation. The record is from RefSeq and is a predicted model, not a curated record. The transcript has 5 exons. Gene Ontology annotation, molecular function: mRNA binding; translation initiation factor activity.
AUGCCUCUGGAAUACUGUGAAUUCAGCGGUACACAGGAAAAAUGUAAAUUAUGGUUGAAGGAAAAGGACGAAGACAUGUACGAGGAGGUUUAUGGUGGUGUCAAAGCUGUCACCGAAGGUGUCGAAAAGGCAACCAUUGAAGAUGAAGCUAGCGACAAGAAGGACAGAACAGUUGUCAAGGAUAAAUCAGCCAAACUCGAAGCCAAAUUGGAGCGUGAAAAUAAAAAGAAGAUGGCUUCCCGUGUGCUUAUCAAACGUAUUGAAAGAACAAAGAGAAAGUGCGUUACCACCAUCUAUGGUCUGGAUAUUUUUGGAGUCGAUUUAAAGAAGGCAGCCAAGAUGUUUGCUAAUAGAUUUGCAUGUGGUUCUUCUGUUGCAAAGAACAAUCAAGGUCAAGAUGAAAUUGUUGUUCAAGGUGAUUUCAGUGACGAAUUACUCAAGAUGAUCUUGAAGAAUUGGCCCAAUGUUCCCGAAGAGAAUAUUGAUAAGAUUGAGGAAAAGAAGAAGAAAAAGGCUGAAAGUCAAGUCUAG